CAGAAAAUACUUCAACCCGAGACAACUGAACUGCUAAUGUCAUCACAGUGGACCGAGUUUGUUUCUAAACUAUCUGGUGACCAUUCUGGUGUCUUGAAAAUUUCUCAUGUUAAAAAUGACCACCAACUGCUUCUAGCAGGGAUAGACAGCAUAAUGAGUGGAGUUAUAGAGAAGACAGAGCGAUUCCUGAAGGAGAACACCAUCUACAUGCUGAGCUGCCAUUUUUUUCCGAGUCGUCAUUUUUUUGUGGCCAAUUAUUGGUGGGCCAGGGUCGUCAGUAUCAGCAAUAAUUUGAGAGCUUACAAGGUGGAAGUAAGCCUGGCUGAAUCUGGGCAUAAGUUUUAUGUCCGUGGUACACAACCAGGACUAGAUACUAUGGUAAACAACCUCAAACAGCUGGGUUCAGGGGUCAAAUGUCACAUAGCGAGAUUGGUUAACCAAUCACAGGUUAAAUUCCUGCUGUCUUCCAAAUGUAAGAAGAAACUGGAGAAACUUGGCCGCAGCACCCAGUGUGUCUUUUCCUUGAAAGAGGAGCCUGUGGACUUGGUGGUGUCGUUAGAAAGUUCUCAGAGAGCCACCAGUGAAGUGGAUACAAAAUCUGCUGCUUCAGGGAGCCAAACAGCUCUGAAACGGUCUUCAGUGCCAGCUACAGUGGCUGGUGGGUCUGCUGGUGUCAGUCAAACAACGGUCUCCAGUUCUUCUGUGGCGGAAGUUACAAAACUCUUUGUGUAUGGUGAAUCCGAUGAAAGCAUAAGAACAGCUCUCAGACGUUUUGAGGAUCUUGUGAAGGAUAAGUUCACACGCAAAAAAAUAGAAGAUAAAUGUAUACAGAAUAUGACUGAAGAUGAGGCACGCAGUCGUUGCACAUUCACUAUUCCCACUGCAGAUUUGCAUAGCUUGGAAAAAAGUGAUUUGAAUCCUGCAAAAAAUCUUAUCAAAACUGAAAACGAUGGUCAGAAGUGUUCCGUCCCAUUGGAAAACCAGAUAGCUUCUUUUAUUAAAGGUAUUAAAGUGAUUAGUUCAGUACCUGCUGGUUCAAGGGAAGGAGGCGUUCCUACAGUGCUAGAGAACAAAAACCCUAUGGUGAAAAGGGAUGUUCCAAAAUCAAAAGAGAAACAACAGAGCCCUUUGCUGGAAAAGAAUGUUUCUAAACUUAGAGAGAGCAAAGAGAACACUUUGAUAGAGAGAGAAAUAGAUUCUCUGGAAUAUGAGGCUCUUAAAUAUCUCCUGGAGGAUUCAUUCACUUGCUGUGCCACGAAAACGAGUGGAAAAGGUGGGCGGGUCACAGUGUCUGUACCCAUGACAGGAGACAUUUGCGAUAAGAUAGAUUCCUUAUGGCAGGAAACUGUAUCUCUUGAUGAGAGUGACUUGUCAAAACUUGAAAAUCCUAUUAAUACAAGGUCUGAGGGAGUGGAGGCUUUCGUGAAGGUCUUUCAGAAGGAAAGAAAAGUUGUCAUAUUCUCCUUUGGCUACAGUAAUAUGAACAAAGCCAAGCACUUGCUGCAAGUUAAGACCGGAAAAAUCACACGUAGGAGCAGAGUAGCCAGAAAGUUUGGAGAGGGAUCAUCCUCUAGCAGUUCACAGCAGCCAUCAACUCAUACUCAUUCAAAGCCUGUAGAUCGUAUAGAACUGAACACAGAGUCUGGCAUCAAAGUAUUUGCGUACAAGACGGACAUCACAAAGCUGCCUGUAGAUGCCAUUGUGAAUGCUGCAAACAAUAAUCUCCAGCAUGGUAGUGGGGUAGCAGCUGCUAUUGCCAAAGCAGCAGGUCCUAGCCUGGAAGAAGAAGGAGAUGACUACAUCAACAAAUAUGGCCCUUUAAAGGUUUCACAGGUCAUACCAACAACGUCUGGAGCUUUGCCCUGUAGGGCAGUCCUUCAUGCAGUGGGACCACGCUGGUGGGACUACGAAGACAAGAUGCAGUGCCAGCAGGACUUGGAGCAAACUGUUUUUAACUGCCUAGAAACAGCACAUAACAUGAAAUUUGGAUCUCUUGCCGUCAGCUCUAUUGGCUCAGCUAUAUUUGGAGUGCCUAAGGAUGUGUGUGCUGAGAUGUACCUACAAGCAGUACAAAGAUUUGAUAGCCACUAUGGAAUUACAUCUUGUCUGAGACAAAUCCACUUUAUUGAUAUAAGUGAUGAGAUGGUCUCCAAAAUCCAGGAUGUCUUCUCACAGAAAUGGAAAAGUGCUAGAUACAAUGUGCAGUCGAAACAACACAGCAGAACACAAGCAGCUACUUCUGGAAACAGAGGACAACCGAAUAAAAAUGAGUACCCAUAGUGAAGCACCUUUUUCAACAACAGACUGCAAUAAUAUAACAGCAGACAAGAUGACAACAGACUGAAAACAGUCAGGCAUUUAGAAACAGCUGUAAACAUGGCACAGCAGCUUGUGAAGAACAAGACAGUAAAUGCAAGUCCUUGUGGAUGAAUAAAAUUGUAUUUAUUGUAUUGUAAUGUAAUACCCAGAGAAGCGCUUAUCACAUCAAGUGUACCAACCUGUCAAAUAUUGACUGAGUUGCAUCUAAUAGCGCUACUUAAUCUCGCACCGAUACACGCGCUUCUCUAAAAUCCUCCUUAAUAACAGCAAUUCUACGAAUUACAAUAUCUAUGAAAUUUACAGGGAAAAAACUCGUCUAGGCGAGACAGCACAUUAAAUUGAGGUCGCGGCGCAUACAAUGACGAUCGACCUCUGCACUUUACAGUUUCAGGUAAGUGGGCACCGACACCAUCUUCCUACACGACGAUCGGAAGCCCACUGCCUUUCUCUCAUCAAGGUGACAGUGAUGUACUUGUACAAUGUUGAAACACCAUUUUUUAUUUCUUUCAUUCUGCAUUGUAAAAGGUUUUUACAUACUUUAUUGGUGUUAAGAUUUUUUUGUGAUUCAGUCAUCAAUAAAUGACUAGGGACAAUGUAAUUAGAACCCUUUUGCACACCCAGUCGAUUGUGUACAUGGACAGCCCUUUCUGAGUAUAAACAUUCCUACUAGGGAAAUUUUCUACUUUUUUCCGUCUUCUUGUCCUUGUAUACACAAGCUCUGUUUACCACCCCAUCCUGCACCAGCUCCAGGAUUUCCUCUAUGUGGACUUCAUCUUGGCUAACUAUGGCAACAAGCAGCAAGGGAUCGAGAAGAAUAUAUCUUGUGUUAAAAGUUUACUCCAUUACGAUCCUGGCUUGUGCGGAGAGUAAAUCUGUUUCAGACAACUGUGGUGGAUUGUUCCGCGGUUUUAUCCAUCGACCCAUUGCUCCUAUUUGGUAAAUAGCUGCUGAAGAAAGUUAUGCAGUAAGAUAUAUAUAUGCACAUGAAUCUUUCAGUUGUAUCUAAGUCUGACAUGUGAAACAAAACAUAUAUUUUCGAGAAUUUCCUCAAUAAAAGCCCGUACAGAUCCAUUUUUUAUUUGGGAAAAUUUGCAAAUGGACUUGAAUCAUUGUAAUUUUAAACGUUGUAUCACGUGGCCCAGACAAAAGAGCAAAAAGAUAUCUUGCACGAGUGUUGUUGUUGUUUGCUGCAGCGAAGAACGGCCGACAUCAAUGACGAACAAAACAUUUUGGUGUUUGACAAGAUGAACCGCGUCGUCUAAACUGAAAGAAACUGUAGAUAGUGAUAAACAUUGCCGGCGAUGCUAGUGUGCAUGGAAGAGACGAGCGACCUCUAACGUGUCUUGCACAAACGUUGACAAGAAGAGUGGCUGAUCUUUCCUCGAGAUGUUAUCUGCUUCAUUCAUUUAACAUCAAUAGGCAGUGUCUGAACACAAAAACCAACACUUUUUACAAGACCAAAAACUCUUUGUAUUUUGAGGCCUUAUCAAAGCACUGUCAGUGUCUGUUGUAUACAGUUUAUUUUUCUGACUUUCAGCUUGUGACUUCUGGUAACGACGAUUGAAGCCAAGUAAAAGUCGAGUUAAAAAUGGCGGUAAUUCAAGUUAGUGAUGCACAGACCUCGUUAUAGGAGUUUGUACUGCAUUGUUUUUCUCAGAUGUACCAGACUUGUGCUCACAAUUUACUCACGAAACAGUAUAGGAGUCUUGCUUGACUAUGUUUUAUCCAGGGCUCUGAUGCAAAGUAGACUUUGAGCAUCUGUACCUUAGUGUCUCCACACCAACACAGUCUUUACACUUAAUGCACAUUUUUAAUGCAUGCUUCGUUUUGUUAACACCCACUUAUGUACAUGUUUGGCCAGCAAAAGUGCAAUUUUCACUGUCCAUUGUAUAAAUAAACUAUAAACUAUAA
Molecule: messenger RNA, 4230 nt
Organism: Pomacea canaliculata
Lineage: Eukaryota; Metazoa; Mollusca; Gastropoda; Architaenioglossa; Ampullariidae
Exons: 5
Coding region: 37-2280 (747 amino acids)
Biological process (GO): negative regulation of gene expression
Cellular component (GO): cytoplasm; nucleus
Molecular function (GO): transcription corepressor activity
Source: RefSeq, a predicted model, not a curated record